UUUGGUCACGGCAAAGAUGAAGUGAGAUUGGCACACCAAGCUCCUACAGUAGAUCAUUCCUCAAGGGAAAAAUCCAGACACAUCAGAUAAUCAGCACAAGUUCUUACGAACUGCACGCUACGACAGUUGACUUGCAGCAAUGAAAUUGCCAGUAUGGAGAAGUAAUGCAGCAGACCCUUGUCUUGUACACACCCACCAUUGACUGAGGAACAACGGUCUUGACUAAGAAGUGAAGGAUAGAUGAAAGCAAUGCCGAGGCCGUAGCAUCUCUCUCUAAGGGCAACGUCUGUAUUAACCUGGCGAUUUUAUGCGUGAUCAAAUGUGGCUUAGGUUGGCGGAGAGGAUUGGCGCAAGUUUUGCACUUCUAUGAACCUGACUGGUGUCCGUGGUCGACGUAAACCUCGUUGAUCCUCAUCCGUUCCCAUCCAUUUUCGCAUUAGAGACCUAGAAAUCGUGGGCCACUUCCGAAACAUGUUCUUUACUGACACAGCAGUAUUGAUUUGUAGGUUUACCAGCACAGAGAAGCAGGCUGUCUAGGUUUUGCAGCGGUCGUGUUUGCCAACUUGUAGCAUUUCUGUUUAGAAUCCGAAGUAGCGAAACUAUCGUCGCCUAGUGAAAAUUUAGAAUCUUUGUGGCGCGUUCCAUAUUAAAAUUGACGUUUUAUUGUUUGGAGGAGAGGGCGUUCAAUCUAUUGAGUAUCGUCCUUGGUAGCGUUCAGGAGAUUACAGUAGGAAUCCUAAAUUGGUUCUCGUGGCAUGAGGAAGCAGGUCGUUUGCUGGACGUGUAGGAUUGAGGACAUAUCGUAGAAAAUUUCUCAAGCAAAUCUAGUGUUUGAAGCUAUGAACCGUCUCUUCUUCUUAUCGCAGUCCCCUCCUCGCAUUUUAAACUCACUGAACAACCCUCCUUUGACGUCCCUUAACUUAUUGCACUGGAUCUUUACUCAUCCGAUAUCGCGUUCUGUGGACUACGGCCAUCGAUUCCGUUCGGGUCGUGGUAUCCGUUCGCAGCAUGCGGAAUCUGCGACGAGUCACUUGGUUGCGGAACUGAUGUCGCCUUCGCAACGUCCGGGGUCUGCUCGAGGAGAGAAUUUGGUUUUGGAUGACGAAAAUGUACCCACUGCUUCCUCAGUGUAUGUUCAUAUCCCUUUUUGUAGACGCCGAUGUUUUUACUGUGAUUUCCCAAUUGUGGCAGUCGGUGAGAGGACAGACACCAACAAAGCUCACAUGGAUGCAGGCAUGACGGACUAUGUAGACCUAGUUUGCCGAGAGAUUCGCCUUGCGGCGAAGGUGAAUAGCAGCAAACCCUUGCAGACAGUCUUCUUUGGUGGGGGAACUCCUUCUCUCUUGCCCCCUCCUCUCCUACUCCGCAUCAUUGACACUUUGCACGAGCAUUUUGGUAUCGAUUCAGGAGCAGAGAUUUCUAUGGAAAUGGACCCUGGGACGUUUGAUGUUCAUUCUUUGAGGCAAUUGAUGGAUGGCGGUUUGAGUAGGGUUUCUAUGGGCGUGCAGUCCUUCCAGGGUGCUCUUCUUGAAUCCUGUGGCCGCUCACACGGCCUAUCCGAAGUCUACGAAGCUAUCGAGGCAAUCCACGCAAGUGGUUUGAAUAACUGGAGUCUGGACCUCAUCUCGUCUUUACCACAUCAAUCUCUACAGGACUGGGAACAUUCCAUCAACGAGGCUGUGAAAGCCUCUCCUGCCCAUGUCUCUGUUUAUGAUUUGCAAAUCGAGGAGGGCACUCUAUUCAACAAGUGGUACAAACCAGGGCAAUCUCCCCUUCCAAGCGACGAUAAUGCUGCUGAGUUCUACCGGAUGGCCUCAGCCAAGCUCCAGGAUGCUGGUUUUGCACACUAUGAAAUCAGCAAUUAUGCGAAGGAAGGUUUCCAGUGCAGACACAACCUUGUCUAUUGGAACAAUCUCCCCUACUUCGCAUUCGGAUUGGGAUCAACAAGCUACAUUGGAGGUCGAAGAUUCUCCCGGCCUCGUAAGUUCAAACAAUACCGGGAGUUCGUUGAGCAAUUUGAGAGUUCAGGAGGUGUCAUUGAAUGUCCACAAGAUAGUACAGAAGACAGAGCCUUGGACGUUAUAAUGCUCUCGCUUAGAUUAGCUCGGGGCUUAGAUAUACAAGCUUUCUCUCAAAGGUUUGGAGCUGGUUUGAGCACACUUGUGUGCAAAGCUCUACUGCCUUUCGUCUCCAGUGGUCAUGUCGUUUUUCUGAACGCAGACGGGGACAUCUUGGACACUGAAGUUAUCAAGGCUCUUGUACAGGAUAGCAGAGUUUUUGGCCUUUCUAGGUUGUCUUAUGUACGCCUCACGGAUCCAAAUGGGUUCUUGCUUUCUAAUGAAGUGAUUGCCUCAAUCUUCUCCGCGUUACCCAGCGGGGAAAAUUCCCAAUAUCGAGCAUGUCUUUGCAACCUUGUUGAUUACUGAUUAUUGAUUACUGUCUUCGCAACUUAA
Physcomitrium patens is the source of this 2453-nucleotide messenger RNA. RefSeq lists its product as uncharacterized. Lineage: Eukaryota; Viridiplantae; Streptophyta; Bryopsida; Funariales; Funariaceae. Gene Ontology annotation, biological process: porphyrin-containing compound biosynthetic process. The record is from RefSeq and is a predicted model, not a curated record. Gene Ontology annotation, molecular function: 4 iron, 4 sulfur cluster binding; coproporphyrinogen oxidase activity. Gene Ontology annotation, cellular component: cytoplasm.